This is a messenger RNA of Fragaria vesca subsp. vesca, 1466 nucleotides long. Its product is annotated as probable LRR receptor-like serine/threonine-protein kinase At1g56140-like. Gene Ontology annotation, molecular function: ATP binding; protein kinase activity. Lineage: Eukaryota; Viridiplantae; Streptophyta; Magnoliopsida; Rosales; Rosaceae. Gene Ontology annotation, biological process: protein phosphorylation. The record is from RefSeq and is a predicted model, not a curated record. The transcript has 7 exons. The coding region runs from base 258 to 1406 and encodes 382 amino acids.
CUCUUAACAUUCCUACACUAACCCAAUUCUUAUUUCUUAUACAUAUUCACACCUAAUCAUGGAUUGUAAUCUUUCCCAAUUAGCCUUUCUCAGUUCCCAUGCCUCUGAACUAUUUGAGUUUCAGUUUUUGCUCAUAGAAAGACAAGCCCAGAUCAUCAUAGAGCACCUAUUUGUCUUUUUGCUGUUGAAGAAAUCCAAGUUCAGGGUACAAGAAGACAUUUGGUUAAGGGAGUAGAGAAUUGGAAUUUUAUGUUGCAAUGGUUUAUAGUUGCUUUGGUCUGCUCAAUUGUUGCAAAGAAGACACGAAUUUGGAACCUUCCAGCCAAGCCCAAGGGAUUCCCACCAACAAUGUAAGGCUCUUUUCUUAUAAUUCAUUGAGGUCAGCGACGAGGAAUUUUCACCCUUCAAACAAAAUAGGUGGAGGAGGCUAUGGAGUUGUCUAUAAGGGAGUUUUAAGAGAUGACACACAAGUUGCGAUCAAGUGUCUUUCUUCAGACUCGAGACAAGGAGUAAAUGAAUUUUUGACAGAGAUCAACACGAUAUCAAGAAUACGACACCCCAACCUUGUUGAGCUUAUUGGCUGUUGCGUGGAGGACAAUCACCGAAUAUUGGUAUAUGAAUAUCUGGAAAACAACAGUCUUGCAAGUUCUUUGCUUGGUUUAAGAAGUCAUGUUUCACUAGAUUGGCCCCAGAGAGUAGUGAUUUGCUUGGGUACAGCUACUGGUCUUGCAUUUCUUCAUGACGAAGCUGAACCACAUAUUGUGCACAGAGACAUCAAGGCUAGCAAUAUACUUCUUGGUGCAAACUAUUGUCCUAAAAUUGGAGAUUUUGGGCUGGCAAAACUUUUUCCUGAUAAUGUCACUCAUCUUAGUACUAGAGUGGCAGGAACUGUUGGAUAUCUAGCCCCGGAAUAUGCACUUUUUGGACAGCUUACAAAGAAAGCAGAUGUGUACAGCUUUGGGGUUCUUUUGCUUGAAGUAAUUAGUGGCAGAAGUAGUAGUAAGGCAGCCUUUGGUGACCAAAUGCUGCUUUUGCUGGAAUGGACAUGGAAACUGAGAGAAGAAGAAAGGCUUUUAGAAAUUGUUGAUCCAGAAUUGACUGCAUAUCCAGAGGCUGAGGUUUUGCGCUUCAUCAAGGUUGCGCUCUUUUGUACUCAAGAAGCCUCGCAACAAAGGCCGGGAAUGAAGCAAGUAGUGGAAAUGCUUUCCAAAGAGGUAGAGCUAAAUGAGAAGCUACUAGUUGAACCAAGGCCAAGACGGUAUGCACCUCAACGUGUAGGUGGUGCCAAUUGGGACGGAGAAUCCUCUUCUCAGUCAGAUAAACAAAGGAAAUCAUCGGCAAAUCCUGAUGUAACUUCCACACCCUCGUAUAUAAAUGAACCUCAGACACAAAUGUUUCCCAGAUGAUUAUUCUUUGGCUGUCCUUAGUAACAUGUUGGAAGCUUGAUUGCAAAACUCUGCAGGUUC